GAAGGUAGAGAACCAAAAAUGUCAGACCUGUAUUCAAUUCUGCAGACUCUUAUGGGCGAGCAGGAGGCCCGAGAAGCUCAACGGAGGGAAGAGAGUGCACGGCAAGAACAACGGUUUAAAGCAUUACAACAUCAGUUUCAGCUAUUACAGCUGGAGGUACAGGCACGUACAACUCCUGUUCCUGAUUCUCCACCCAUGGAGGGUGAGCCAGUGGAUGUAGAGCCACCUGAUUUAAGUGGGGGACUACAGGUUAGAGUAGCUUCCCCUUUGGAGAAGGUUGCAUCAUCUCAACUCUCAGCAGGUCAGUCUCAGUUUCAUCAUAUGCCUAGAUUGGAAAAGCUUUCAGACAAUGAUGAUAUUGAACAUUUUUGGACUACAUUUGAGCAAAUUGUAGCAGCAUGUCGACGGUCUGAGGGCGACUGGGUUUUUCAUCUGAUACCCCUGCUGACUGGUAAGGCGAGAGGUGCCUAUGUACAUAUGGACUUGGAUGAUGCUCAGGAUUAUGAAAAAGUAAAAAGUGCUAUUCUAACUAAAUACGACAUAAAUCCUGAGACUUAUAGGCAGAAAUUCCGCUCCCUGGAGGUGAAUCCUGAUGAGAGCCCCAAAGAAUUGUAUGUAAGGCUUAAGGAAUUAUAUGGGAAGUGGAUCCAGCCAAAUGGUAAAACUAUACAACAGAUUGGUGAAACAGUUAUUUUAGAACAAUACUUGAGAAUGAUGUCUCCAGAGUUACAGGUGUGGAUUAAGGAGCAUAACCCAGAAUCUGCGGCAGAAGCAGCCACACUGGCUGAGGUGUUUGUGGCUGCUCCGAAAAAGAAUCAACCAUGGAGUUAUACUGCUUGGCAAGCCACUAGAGUUCCACUAAAGAGCAAGCCGACUGUUCCUCAACCCCAUCAGAGGAUAAGCACGAGUGGGGAGAAGUUUCCGAUGAGAGAACGGCUGGAGAAAAUGUCUGAGGCCCAGCAGUACCAGAAGAUAUGGUAUGAUCGGUCCGCUUGA
Molecule: messenger RNA, 996 nt
Organism: Monopterus albus (swamp eel)
Lineage: Eukaryota; Metazoa; Chordata; Actinopteri; Synbranchiformes; Synbranchidae
Exons: 2
Coding region: 19-996 (325 amino acids)
Source: RefSeq, a predicted model, not a curated record